Molecule: messenger RNA, 717 nt
Organism: Triticum turgidum subsp. durum (durum wheat)
Lineage: Eukaryota; Viridiplantae; Streptophyta; Magnoliopsida; Poales; Poaceae
Source: the annotation of a GenBank genome assembly
AUGCAAACGGACGAGUGUCCGCUCUUUGUCCGCGCGCGACCCAUUUCAGACCCAAAUUCGGGCCAGAUUUGCACCGGCGCGGACACGGAGCGUAUGCAUGCGAUGCCCGCCCUUGUCCAGCCUCUUGGACCACCAGUCUAUGGCACAUCCACCCCCAUUUCCCUUCCUUCCCAAAAGACCUCCCGCCCACUUGCUCUCCCGGCUGCUUGCCAUGCGCGACGCGUCGAACCCCGACGACGCCAUCGACCUCGCCUCCACCAUCAACAUGCCCCGCGCCGUCCGCAAAAAGGCGGUGCCGCCCAAGAAGGUGUUGAUGGACGCGUGACGGGUCGUUCCACCAAGAGGGCUGGCCGGAGACAGGUGCAUGCCGACAAGCUGGAAGCUGCGGCGGCGGCCGCUGCCCAACAGAAGGCCGCCAAAAGAAGAGUAAAUGAAGGCGUACAUGGAGAUGCGAGUGAAAAAGCUCGAGAUAGAGGCGGAGAUGCAGGCAAAGAAGAUCGAGAUGGAGGCGGGGAUGCACGUGAAGAAGCUAGAGAUGGAGGCAGACGUGCAAGCGAAGAAGGUAGAGGUCAAGGCUGCCAAAGCCAAGACCAAAACAAAAGAAGUGGCGCCCGCUUGCAUGAUGGAGGUGAAGAUCAUUACGAUGUACUUGAGCAUGGUGUUCUCGAGGAAGAAGCCUUGCUUCGAGAAGAUGCAGAGGGAGAUGCUCAAGCUUGA